Messenger RNA from Filobasidium floriforme, 3072 nucleotides. RefSeq lists its product as uncharacterized. Lineage: Eukaryota; Fungi; Basidiomycota; Tremellomycetes; Filobasidiales; Filobasidiaceae. The record is from RefSeq and is a predicted model, not a curated record. Gene Ontology annotation, biological process: DNA integration; DNA recombination. Gene Ontology annotation, molecular function: DNA binding. The transcript has 9 exons. The coding region runs from base 1 to 2727 and encodes 908 amino acids.
AUGCCUCCCCGACGUGGUCCACCGGCCAAUGUCGGCAUCAAGGUUACGGAGCGCCCAGCCGAAACCGCUCAACGAGCGGCUGACCGACUCACCGAACAAGCCCAUCAAGAGGGCUAUGAAAACCCCUUUGACUAUGUCUCCAGCGAGGUCGACCGUCAUCUAUUGAUGUGGCCCGUUGCGGCGAGUCGCAUCAUUCGACUCCGUGUUACCCUCGGCUACCUUAUCGAAUACGUCCAACUCGUUGUCAAGAUGGAUGUUUCGCAAGCCCUCGACAUCUCUGAUUUCGAGCGGUUCAAGAAGAUGAUCUUGGGAUAUCUGGAAUAUCGUUUGAGCCGUUCUACGGGUACCAAGAAGAUAGCUGCAUCGACUUUACAGCAUGAAAAGUGGGACCUUAUUGCCCUGAUCAAGUUCUCUGCCCUCCCCGAGAUCACCGCAGACCAGCACAAGAAUCUAGUUACGACAUUGUCCCGCGUCGCCAAGAACAUGAUCCGGGACCACGAACUUACAACGAAGGUGUCGAGAGUCAUGCUACUCGGUCAGAAGGAGAUUCGAUUGUUACUAGAUAACAAUUUCGACGAGUCGAGAGAACAUGUCUUUCAUCUAAGACUACAAGAUAAUGUUCUUCUGUUGUUCUACUUCUACACGAUGGCCAGGCCAGGCAGCCUCCUCGCGACUAGACCCUACCCCAACAAGGGUCUCCGAUGGAAGGAUAUCAAAUUCUAUCGUCACGCCGAUGGCGAAGAGCUGUCUGAUCUUGACAUCGUUAUCAAUAUCGACAACUUUAAAGGUCAUCAACUCGAUACGGCGCUUGAAGUCGAGUACGACGUCAGGGGCACGACCGACCCGAGGAACCUCGUUUUCGACCUGCCCGUGCUUCUCGUAGCUCUCGGAUGCCACCGAGAUAUCUUCGAGAAUCCUGAAGAUAUCUUUCAUAGCGACUCGGCCGCCAUAACCGUCAAGGCAGAUCACCUCAACGAUCCGAUCUUUCUCGGUAGAACCUCUCGCUCGGGGGUCGGUGACCAGCCGAUGACUUAUGAAGCAUCCCGAGUGCAAUUCCUAGCCAAUUGCACCGAAGUCGGGUUACUAUCCUCCGGUCAAAAGGUGACGACCUACGGUAUAAGGAAGAAGAUGGCGACCGAGAACGUAAAGACGUUCGGGUAUGACAUCACUCGCAAGCUUAUGGGGCAUGGAAGUAGAUCAAAAGCGCUGGAAUCCCAUUACGACAUGUCGGCUUAUGAAGUCGACAUGACCGGGGCUGCGCUGGGCGAGCAGUCCUCGACGAAAGUCAAGUUGGGCCAACACCCUUUCAUCCAAGCUGGUUUCAGACGAGCAGCCGUUGAUUUCACUCUACAGGACGCGAUCGACCUUGAUCCGGAGUGCGACCUGUACCGCUGGUACAUUUCGGAACUCCGCCACGCGUUCUUGACUGGAUCCAGUGAUUGGAAGCUCCUCCCUUUUUUCACCGAAGGAGAUACCCCGGUGAAGGCAGGUACAAUCACGGAAACCCUGAGGAAGCUCAUCCUCCGCUAUCGUACUAGAGUGAACACUCUUCGGUACAUGACAAGAGUGUCGCAGGCCGAGCUUGAUCUGGUCCAAACACUUCAGGAGCAAAAGAGGUUGUUGGCGGCGUCGGAGGUUCCCAGUACCGUUCCGGAGCGUCUACGCAAGGGCCUAGCUGAAAAGGAAGCCAAGAUUGCUUUCGAGAUGAACGCUACCGGAGAAUUCGACAACAACGAAAGCGUGAAGAUCAGGUUUGCCGUCCCCGAGCCGGAUCCAGAAAUGGACGAUGUAGAGGACGAUCUAGAGGUCGUAGAUUCUGCCCUUGAAGAUGAAGAGGAUGAGGCGGCUGCUGCUGCUUCCACCGAGACGACCACUGCGACCGUCCCCGCCGAGACAAGCCCUGCUCAGAUGAUGGUCGAUGAGGCUGCGACCGCCCCCACCGAGACGACCACUGCGACCGUCCCCGCCGAGACAAGCCCUGCUCAGAUGAUGGUCGAUGAGGCUGCGACCGCCCCCACCGAGACGACCGCUGCGACCGCCCCCACCGAGACGACCGCUGCGACCGCCCCCGCCAAGACGACCUCUGCAAAGAUCAACUGGCUGAAAGACGUAAUCAAGACCGCAAAUGCCGCAAAGACCAAAUCACACUCUAAAUCACCUUGUAUGAUGUGCGAAGAAGAAGCCGGAGAAGUAGGCGCCAAAGUGGAACUCUACACGUCGCGGGAGCUAUGGAUACACCAAGCACAUGGCCCUUAUCACUCGCCCGCCGGACGCUUCGAUAGAUGGCUCAAAUCGACAUCAGAUGAUCCCGCGACUCUCCACUGCCCUCUUUGCAACCAUGAAACACAUGGGAAAGGGGGCAGGUUACCGUCUGUGCCUCUAGCUGAGCAACAUUUGUACGCGAAACACGUCGCCGCCGAGAGCCCCGAAAUGCCUGCGGACCAUCAGUGCUACCUUCGUUGCAAAUACGAGCUGCAGUUUCCGACCCCCAGGGAACGAGUAGAAUUUGGGUGGAACAAAGACCGUUAUCAUGAUGGGUUCAGCGUCGAACGUUGGAUUCGAAGCAAACUUCCGGCAGAUGACGAGCGGCUUCUCACGGACGACGAUUACCGUUACCAUGGCUCUUCGACCGUCACCGAGGAUGUCAUGCGACAUGCCGAGUCCUGGUCCGAUCUGCCUACAAUGGAGAUGUUUGGAAAGGUCUUGCGAUCCCGAGACGGCAUGUAAUGCAUGUAGCGCAUCCUUUCUCAUUGAUAUGAAAUCUUAUUCUUAUGUUAAAGUACGGAAAAGACAGUUUGUAUGGAGACAUGCGGGUUGCUAUGUUAAAGUACGGAAAAGACAGUUUGUAUGGAUACAUGCGGGUUGCAUGGUCCGCUAGGUAUGUGAUGGUGUCUCGUUAAGUGAAAGUGCCGUGAUGUUGUCGUUGUCGUCAGAUGAAAUGCUGAGAGUCGUCGAGUGAAAUGCUGAGUGAAAUGCUGAGUGGAGUGGAAAUCGUCGAGUAGAAAUGCUGAGUGAAUGAAGCAUUCUGUCUCUGAACAACCCGAAUCAGUCCCAAACCCAAACAGAUCCGCG